AGCUAUUGAUUGCAUGGUGUGGGUGGAAGCGUUCUAAAAUGCAGUGCGGAUGGUUCCAGCUUGAAUUUACCCAACAUAUUAUUACUAGUCAUAUUCGGUCGAUUCGUCGUGCUAUGCAAGCCUCAAAUUAAAAUGGUAAUUUGAUUUUUAAUUACGAUGAUGAGAACACAAGUACUGUUCGAGCAAAUAAUACCACAAAUGCAUUGGCAGACAGAGCAAUCGAAACCGCGCGCGCCCAACACAAGGAGGUGGCUAGCACGUCAGCAUUCGAUCAUUUAUACAGAAAACACUUUUUAUUGCUAGGUAGUAGGAACGCCAGCUAAUGUAUUAUUUGUAUUGCAUCCAUACCUAUCUAUUUAAACGCUUCUUUGUUGGUGUGAUAUGGCGCGAUCUUUUUGGAGAUUACUAAAAUGGAACGCCUGCAAACAUUAUGGCGGGCCAUCCAUUGUAACUAGCUAACGUUACCUAAUUUGGCUUGCUAAUUCUUACUUCAUGUAAGGAUGGGAAUUAAAAUAGUUUUUUUAAAAACUACAUCAGUCGUUACAUCCCAGGUAAUACAACAUGCGUACACACACACAACGAUUGUCCCCCUUUUUUGUACUAGGCCCCUACAGGAGUUGCCCUGCCUGAAUGAGUAUUUGGAGGGAUCAAUGCUGUCCAUAUCCCAGAAGAGCAAACGGAAAAAAAGAGAACGCAUCGGAGACGGUCUGGACACAGAGAACACCCCUCACGAGCUCAUUCACCAGUGGUCACCACCUCACAAGCAGCGGGUUGUCUGCAAGGGCAAAGAGAAUGAGGAGAACCAGUUUGUGCUUGCCAGGCGACCAAGGAAAAGGAGGGAGUUCUCAGGCUUGUCCUGGGACACACUACCAGAUGAGUUACUGUUGGGAAUCCUUUCCUGCCUUCCCCUGCAGGACCUCCUCCGGAUGUCCCGGGUCUGCAAGCGUUGGCAUCGCUUGGCGUUUGAUGAGUCUCUGUGGCAUAGUGUGGAUCUUGUAGGGAACCCCCAGCUGGAUCAAGCUCUUGGGCAGGUGCUUAUGGCUGGAGUACUGGGACUGCGCUGCCCCUGUACCUGCAUUGGAGAACCACAUUUCACCCACACACAACACCUGCGUGUCCAGCACAUGGAUCUCUCCAGCUGCACGGUCUCAACCCCGUUUCUAGAUGACAUCAUCUCCCGCUGCAGGCGACUAGAGAAUCUAAGCCUGGAGGGACUGGAGCUUUCUGACUGGGUCAUUCAGUCCCUAUCCCAGAAUACUGAGCUGGUACGGCUCAACCUGUGUGGCUGCUCUGGCUUCUCACCCGACUCGCUUGGUGAGAUGCUCAAAUCCUGCUCACGGCUUGAAGAGCUGAACUUGUCAUGGUGUGACUUCAGUACUGAUCAUGUGAAGGCUGUUGUCAGUAACAUCCCCUCCAAUAUCACUCAGCUCAACCUUAGUGGCUACAGACAGAACCUUACUAUGGGAGAUCUGAAAGACUUGGUGGAGAGAUGUCCUCACCUUGUAAAUCUGGAUUUAAGUGACAGUGUUCUGAUGACUACCUCAAGUUUCCCCAUCCUGCAACAGCUGCAGUCUCUUAGACACUUAGCGUUGAGCCGUUGCUACCAGAUCCACCCUGCUGCCUUAGCUGACUUUGAGAAGUUUCCAGAGCUGCAGACGUUAGAGGUGUACGGGCUGGUCCAGGACACUUACCUGCCAAUCCUGAGUAAAAGUUUGCCCCGUCUCCAAAUCAACACCCGGCCAUUCUCUGGCGUGGCCCGUCCCACCGAGGCCACCCGGCGGGACCGUGCCAUGUGGGGUAUGACCUGUCGACUGGUGUUCAGGUCCUAGUCACAACGCCUUCCUAACGCUGUCACUAACCUGUCAUAACUUAUUUCUGUCUGAUGCGGUCAUUCUAUACAGGGAAUGUAAGCUAUUUUUUUGUGUCUGCCAUUGUGUGUAUGCACAUUAAUUUGAGCCGUACACAAUUUGUGGUACACUGACACCAAUUGUUUUCACUGCUGAUGAAGAAUUCUGUUUUGUUGUGUUUUUGGCAACACUUUGUUUUUAUAAUGGUGGGCAUUGGUUCAAAGUUACUCUAAGGUCAGUAAUAGGACAUGGCCUUCAUAUGCACAGUAGUGGGAAUUCUAAAUGUUGGUAGAUUGCAUUUCUCCACAGUAAUCUUACUUGAAUAACAUGCAACUGAAUUUUAAAGAUUUUAAAGGGGUACCUGUUUUAGACAAUUUAACCCUGAUAAUGUUGAAGACUGAGCGUGUAGUCGUAAGGGAAAUGCCUUUUAUUUUUUACUUGCUAUAAUAAUACAUUCUGAUUUAUAGGAUACGUUAUCAGGGUCCUAUGAUCUGUCCAAUAUCUUGACUUUCGAACAUUCCAAAGACAGAUCUGUUGGAAAAAAUGUCUGUAGUAAAGCUAGCCAAACAAAAAAAAUCUUGAUAAUGUUGGUUCGUUCUGUAACGUUUCAUUAGCUGGAUAUAGUAAAGUUAAUUUCAGUUCAGGUCUAUCAACUGUAAGGCGGGUUUGCCAGAAAGACGAGCUAGGAACAUUGGUCUGUUAGACUAAUGCAUAGGUGCUCUGCCACUAGCAGUUGACAUCUUUCCCUCCAUGAUGCAGUGUUUUAUAAAAUACAAAUUCAAAUGAACAAUUAUGUCAUUUACUUGAUAUAUUUUGUUUUGUAUUUUUUAAGUUGGAGACAAUAAGAAAUCAAUGAA
Messenger RNA from Oncorhynchus nerka (sockeye salmon), 2704 nucleotides. It is a transcript of the gene skp2, whose product is annotated as S-phase kinase-associated protein 2, E3 ubiquitin protein ligase. Lineage: Eukaryota; Metazoa; Chordata; Actinopteri; Salmoniformes; Salmonidae. The transcript has 9 exons. Bases 501 to 1829 code for a protein of 442 amino acids. Gene Ontology annotation, molecular function: protein binding. Gene Ontology annotation, biological process: G2/M transition of mitotic cell cycle; SCF-dependent proteasomal ubiquitin-dependent protein catabolic process; regulation of cell cycle. The record is from RefSeq and is a predicted model, not a curated record. Gene Ontology annotation, cellular component: SCF ubiquitin ligase complex; nucleus; cytosol.